AUGUUUCGUAAGAAAAAGACUGGAGCGGAGCAAAUCACCGUCCCAGGGUGGACUGAAAGUCCCUACAAUAUUAUAGCACAGGAGUUAUUAAUGUCAGGUUUAGCAGAAUCAUGGGAUGGUAAACUCAAGAAUGCAGAACCCCUCGAUGUUGUACAUGUACUUGAGGGGGUCCCUGCCAAGGCAGGUGAUGUAAUGGCGCUGGGAAGACGGUACUGGAUACUAGUAUCAGCAUACCGUAAAAUGCACCAAAGAUAUGAGCAGUUACAAUCACGUUAUUUAGAUAUAGAACAAACAGUAACUGAACAACAAGGAAAGAUAGGAUUGUUACAGUGCAGCAAUCAGAUGUUAUUAGAAAAAGCCCAGAAAUAUCAGAUUGUUGCCGAGAAGGCUGCUGUCAAAGUAGCCCAGAACAAAUAUAAAAAAAGAAAGGGAAGGGUAAACACCCGAAAAGUACGAGCAAUUAUUGCUUCUGCCGAUCUUCAAUGGGAUCCCGAUACAUGGGAUGGUGAUGUAUGGGAUAGUAGUAGUGAGGAGGAGGGAGAGGACAAGGGGGGAUGGGAUCCUCCCAAUCCUGUCAUUGACCCUCCUGGGGCAAAUGCUUGUCCUGUCUCGCGCAGGCAAUUAACUAAGGUUGCAGAAGGUGGAGGGCAGGCAGUCCUCAAAGAAAAAAUGAUACUGCAAGAUUUCACUCAAAAUGAAGUCAUGGAACUAUUGACCAAAUUUUCACAACGCCCCGGGGAAGGCGUCCUUACCUGGCUGGUCCGUUUGGUAGAGGAUGGCGCUGGAGGGGUUGAUGUAGAUAGACAAGAUGUUGCAAAAUUUGGAACUCUAUCCAAAGAUAGGACAAUUAUGAGGGACGCACAGUUAUGGUUCGCCAGAGAGGGUAAUGCUCAAGUACAAACUAAUCUCUUAACUGUGGUUGCAUAUGGGGUAAAUUCCCGGUACACUGAUGAGAUGCCUACCUCUGACAAACCAUGGACAACCCUCAGAGAGUGUAUUCAACGAUGUAAGGAAGAGGCUAUGAAAGCCGCUGUGCUUUUAGAAGAAGCCGCUGAAUAUUUACAAGGAAGGGUUUCAGUAGCAGCUCGGGCUAGGCUCGUGAAGACAGCUCCCCCUGCAUAUAAGCCAGUGGUUCUGACAUUAUUAAUUUCUAUGACAGAUCAAAGAUGGGAAGAUGUAAUCGAUAAGAUGCGGGAAUAA
Pseudophryne corroboree (corroboree frog) is the source of this 1200-nucleotide messenger RNA. Its product is annotated as Friend virus susceptibility protein 1-like. The transcript has a single exon. The coding region runs from base 1 to 1200 and encodes 399 amino acids. The record is from RefSeq and is a predicted model, not a curated record. Lineage: Eukaryota; Metazoa; Chordata; Amphibia; Anura; Myobatrachidae.